Meleagris gallopavo (turkey) is the source of this 7021-nucleotide messenger RNA. NCBI's taxonomy places the organism in Eukaryota, Metazoa, Chordata, Aves, Galliformes, Phasianidae. The record is from RefSeq and is a predicted model, not a curated record.
GGAGUCUGCCUCGACCGGGAUCUGUCUCCGGAAGCCCUGGGUAGGUGAGAUGCGGCCAGGCCUCCCUGCUGUCCCGGCCUGCUGAGCAGCAAGUAGUUAGCUGAGCCUGUGGUAACUUCAAGUUUAGUGCGAAACAGUUGCAGUGCGUCAUGGCAGCAGAUUCUAUGGAAAUCGACGAUGCGUUGUAUAGUCGGCAGAGGUAUGUUCUUGGAGACACAGCAAUGCAGAAGAUGGCUCAAUCCCAUGUGUUCCUGAGUGGUGUAGGUGGUCUUGGUGUGGAGAUUGCCAAAAAUAUAAUUCUGGCUGGCGUAAAGGCUCUUACAGUUCAUGAUACCAAGCAAUGCACAAAGUGGGAUUUAGGGACCAACUUCUUCAUCCAUGAAGAUGACAUAAUCAAUCAAAGGAACAGGGCUGAGGCCACUCUUCAUCACAUUGCAGAACUGAAUCCAUAUGUGCAUGUAGCAGCAUCGACUGUGCCGCUAGAUGAAAGCACAGAUCUGUCUUUCCUAAAGCAAUAUCAGUGUGUCAUAUUGACUGAAGUAAGCCUAUCACUGCAGAAGAAGAUUAAUGGCUUCUGUCAUGCUCAGCAGCCACCCAUUAAGUUCAUCAGUGCAGAUGUAUAUGGCAUAUGUUCACGUUUGUUUUGUGACUUUGGUGAUGAAUUUGAAGUGUUGGAUACAACAGGAGAGGAGCCAAAGGAGAUCUUCAUUUCAAAUAUUACGCAAUCAAAUCCUGGUAUUGUCACUUGCCUUGAAAAUCAUCCACACAGGCUUGAAACAGGGCAGUUCUUAACCUUUCGGGAAGUUAAUGGAAUGUCGUGUUUAAAUGGCUCCACGCACCAGAUAACAGUGGUGUCACCAUACUCCUUCAGCAUUGGAAAUACGUCAGACAUGGAGCCUUACUUGCAUGGUGGCAUAGCUGUCCAAGUGAAGACACCGAAGAUGUUUUACUUUGAACGGCUGGAGAAGCAGCUAACAAAUCCAGUGUGCCUAGUUGCAGAUUUUAUCAAGCCUGAGGCACCUUUGCAGAUCCAUGUUGCCAUGCUCGCAUUGAACCACUUUGAGGAGAACUUUGGUCGCAUGCCAAACAUUGGAUGCCAUCAAGAUGCUGAGGAAAUGCUGAAAAUAGCCAUAUCAAUAAGUGAAACCCUGGAAAACAAACCUCAGGUAAAUGGAGAUAUAGUGAAGUGGCUGUCCAGAACUGCUCAGGGAUUUCUAGCUCCUCUGGCAGCAGCAGUGGGUGGUGUUGCUAGCCAGGAGGUCCUGAAAGCAGUAACAGGAAAAUUUUCUCCAUUGCAGCAAUGGUUGUAUAUAGAUAUGUUUGACAUUGUUACUCCUCUAGAAAAGAUGGGCUCUGAAGAAUUUCUUCCACGGGGAGAUAGGUAUGAUGCCUUGAGAGCUUGUAUUGGAGAAUCUCUAUGCCAGAAGCUGCAUGAUUUGAAUGUUUUCUUGGUUGGCUGUGGAGCAAUAGGCUGUGAAAUGCUAAAAAACUUUGCACUUCUUGGUGUUGGUACUGGGCAAGAUAAAGGAUUGGUUACAAUUACAGAUCCAGACUUGAUAGAGAAGUCCAACCUGAACAGACAGUUUCUUUUUCGACCUCAUCACAUACAGAAACCCAAAAGCUAUACUGCAGCAGAAGCAACUCUGAACAUCAAUCCUUGCUUAAAAAUUGACUCAUACAUUAAUAAAGUUUGUCCAGCCACUGAAAACACUUACAGUGAUGAAUUCUACACCAGGCAAGAUGUGAUUGUGACUGCUUUGGACAAUGUGGAAGCAAGGAGAUACAUUGAUAGUCGUUGUGUAGCAAACCUGCGUCCUCUGAUAGACUCUGGAACCAUGGGAACAAAAGGACACACAGAAGUUGUUGUGCCUCAUCUGACAGAGUCAUAUAAUAGUCACCGGGAUCCACCAGAAGAGGAAAUACCUUUUUGCACCUUGAAGUCUUUCCCAGCUGCCAUUGAACAUACAAUACAGUGGGCAAGAGAUAAGUUUGAAAGUUUAUUUUCUCACAAGCCUUCAUUGUUUAACAAGUUUUGGCAGACCUAUCCAUCUGCAGAAGAAGUUUUACAGAGAAUAAAAUCAGGCGAGAGUUUAGAAGGCUGUUUUCACGUUAUUAAAACACUCAGCAGAAGACCCCGAAAUUGGACUCAGUGUGUAGAACUAGCAAGAGUAAAGUUUGAGAAGUAUUUUAGCCACAAGGCUCUUCAGCUUCUUCAUUCAUUUCCCCUUGAUACACGGUUAAAAGAUGGAAGUUUGUUCUGGCAGUCACCAAAGAGGCCGCCUUUCCCAGUGAAGUUUGAUUUUAAUGAUCCUUUGCACUAUGAUUUCAUUGUGAGCGCAGCAAAACUCUUCGCUACAGUGUACUGUGUUCCUUUCACGGAACAGGAUUUGUCAGAAGAAACUAUUCUGAAGAUAACUUCAUCUGUGAAGGUACCAGAGUUCAGACCUUCAAACAAAGUCGUACAGACUGAUGAAACUGCAAGAAAACCUGAUCAUAUUCCAGUCAGCAGUGAGGAUGAAAGAAAUGCUAUUUUCCAGCUGGAGAAGUCUAUACUGUCCAAUGAAGCUCUGCAAAAUGACUUAGAAAUGAAGCCCAUUGCCUUUGAAAAAGAUGAUGAUAGUAACGGACAUGUAGAUUUCAUAACAGCAGCAUCAAACUUGCGAGCCAAGAUGUACAACAUUGAACCAGCAGAUAGAUUCAAAACAAAGCGCAUUGCUGGCAAGAUUAUUCCUGCAAUUGCAACAGCUACUGCUGCAGUUUCAGGGCUGGUUGCACUGGAACUCAUCAAAGUUGUGGGUGGCUACCCAGCUGAUGCAUACAAGAACUGUUUUCUGAACCUAGCCAUUCCCAUAAUGGUCUUUACAGAAACUGCUAAAGUAAGAAGAACUGAAAUCAGAAAUGGGAUAUCAUUUACCAUCUGGGACAGGUGGACAAUUUAUGGAAAGGAGGAUUUUACACUGUUGGACUUCAUAAAUGCUGUCAGAGAGAAAUAUGGAAUUGAACCAACUAUGGUUGUACAGGGAGUCAAAAUGCUGUAUGUUCCUGUGAUGCCAGGUCACAUUAAAAGAUUAAAGCUGACGAUGCAAAAGCUUGUGAAGCCAUCAGCUGACAAAAAGUAUGUGGACUUGACAGUAUCAUUUGCUCCAGAGACUGAUGGAGAUGAAGACUUGCCAGGGCCACCAGUGAGAUACUACUUUGUUCAGGAAGACAAUUAAUGGUAGAGAUACAGAAGUCACUCCAGGACCAUUUGUUUUGAAAGGAGUGUGCUAAUUUUCAGCUAUUAAAGGUGGUACUAUCCUUUUUUUUUUUGUGAAGCCUUAAUUAAAACAAAUGAUGGAAGUCAGUGGCUUUGCGCUGAAGACAAACUGGAUUUGUUUCAUCUGUUCCCAUUAUCUCCAAGCUAGUUUGCUCUAAGGAGGAUUGGUCACCCUACAAGAUGGAAUGUCCAGUACAGUCCUUACCUUAAAGACAAGAUCUAUAUUCAUUAGUGGGGAGCUGAAGAAAGCAAGAGGAGUGGUGAACCUAAUGAAUUGUUCUUGUGCAUAAAUUGAGCACUGCUCAGAGAAGAGUGCAAAAACUGAGGAAACGGCUCUCUUAAGAUACUCCUGGUGUUCUAAGAACAUGUCAAAUCCAUUUCACGUGUUACUUCAUUCUCAAAUGAGAAUUCAGUCUUGGCAUCCACAAGAGAGAUAAUCCAUUCAAAUGUUUAAACAUCCACUUAAAAGCAAAUGCAUUUUUCUGUUUUGUUGGUGGUGCUCUCUUCUGAACUGUAAGUGAUGCCGCAUGUCAGUGGCUACUCUGUCAGUCUCCACAUAGAAACGUAGGAAGGCAGGUCUUGAAUAGGUGUAAAUUGUCAUAGCUUCCCUGAAGUCAAGACAGCUGGAGUUGUUCAUUAUCUGCACUAAGACUGUUCCUCGGGGAAAACUGCAAUAUGGGGAAAGUAGAACCCUAUCGGAGAGCUGAGUUAACACUUCGGACAAUAAAACUUUGUCUUCAAGAAAGAGAAAAUAGUCGGUGUGGUUGAGCCUUUCUGCCCUUACCUAAUUAAGAGUACUGAGGCAAGAAAUUACUUUGAAAGUAGGUAAAGGCAAACAGCCCUGGAUGAUUGUCACAGCAAAUGCUGUUUCCUUGGUUGCUCCUUCUGGUACCAUUUCCUUAUAGUGAAUGGUUAUGCUGUACACCUGUCCACAGUGUGAGUCUGAGUUGCAGUGCACUGAAUUAGCAUCAUCUCAGUUUGUUACUAGGAUAUCUCAGUAUAAAGAAUAUGCUUAAAUAAUUAGAAACUAAUUUUACAUUGCAGUGAGGUAGAGGUGCAUUACAGAAGCACCUGUAACAACACAUUAUCUUUCAAACAUGAGAUAAUGAAGCUGAUAGUUUGGGUGGGGUUGAGGGUGGCUUUUUUAUUAUUAUUUCUCAGUCGUGAGUGUGAAGUGGGGCUAGGAUAAAAACAGAUCCUACAAACUGGAAAACCUUGCGAUGUUUUUAAGCUUUAGAGAUGGAGAAUGCUCAUCUCGGAAUCUUCCAGGUGUUGCAAAAGGGUGUUGACUACUUAACCAUUUAUCCUUGAGCAUCUCUUAUUAAGAUUUAGGGAUAUUUUCACAUUUAAUGAACAUUAUUGCUUGGGAAUUCUACCUGUUUUUCCUUUUGCAGACAGUUGUAGCCAGAAACAAUGGAUAUUAGGCUGGUUGCUUGAACAAGAUAUGUGGAACUGAGUAUCUGGAAUCAACACAAUUAGUUGGGAUUUAGUCUUCCAUGUGAAAUAUGUUUGUGAAGGUAUAUAUAGUUUUACAGUCAUUAGAGUUUAUAGAUCUCAUUUUCUAGAUCAACAAUAGUGCGUUUUAAAGUAGCCUAUUUCUUUAAAUAAAAAAACUUAGAUUUUUUUUGAAACAGGACAAAAGAUUACUGCAUUUGGAGCACAAAGAAGGCACAAGCGGACAGUAAGUUUCCACUUUAAAUAACAACUGCAAUAUGUUUGCCUGUGACAAUAUUAGAGCCUAAACUAAAAUUGCUGAUUAUUACUGAGGAUCACUUACUGAAAUGGUCAGGUUAAAAGAAAAGCACUGUCACCUCUCACAACUAUGAGCUGGGGAAAAAAAUGAAUUUCUGAGUUGGUACACACUCUGGUGCACUGGUGUGGUGUUUGACAUACUCCUGCUUUUGAGGUAUGCAGCAAAGCAAAAUAGUAUUGCUACUGUAUCACUACUUUGCUUGAAGGCCACCUGAAGGUCCUCAGAUAAAGUUAACAGAAUGACUCUUGGAGAUGACAGUGCAUACAGCUUUGUGAGACACUUGCUAAAAAUUUCACGUGUAGGCUGUAGCAGAACUGACAGAUACUGCUCUUAUUGAGUAUAUGUAGGAUGUGUCCAUUCUACAGAUGGGUUCUCAGUUUGAGAUAGAAAAACUGAAAAAGCACAUCUCCAGAUACUUCUAGCAGACCUUUAAAAUCUUCUGAAAGUAAGUUAACUCAGGUAACUUCUUAACAAGGUAUUACCUGAGAGAACUUCAUAUAAAAGUGUGCAUGUCAGCUGGCUCUUAAAACUUUUUCUCACGUUUUGAAAUGAAUAGCUUUCUGAAUAGCUGAUAGCUCUCAUGUAAAUGCAUUCACUCACGUGAAGUUAGCUGAUUCAGUGAGGAUUUGUUUGAUGCAGCCCAUUUCUCAAGCAAGUACUGCUUUCUGCCAGUAUUUCCAGCAAGUGUUCAGUGUGCUCACUCAAACUGGGCAAGUGAGCUGUGGGGUGGGAGGAGUUGUUCUUUCCAGAUCUGCACUGUUGUCAGUACUGGUGUAGUGCUGCCAGUGCAGAGAUGCGUUACACCACCUGGAUCUCAGAACUGCUUUUUGUCUUUGUAGUGAAGGCCUGUGAGUGUCUAGGACUAAUGCUGUGUUCUUAUGCAGCAGCUGGAACAAGGCAUCUCCCUGUAACAAUGAGGAAGUAGCUACCUUUGUGCUCAAGUACAUUGAGCAAUCCUUCGAAGUAUUAUUCUUUGCAAGAGCAGUUGAUUUACAAAGAUUAAAUUUUAUAUUAGCAUUAAAGAUCUUUCUCAUGCAAAUGCCUUUUACACUGGUUUUCCCAUAAUAAAGAGCACUGGCUUUCCCCGUAAAGAGCGUGUUUUCAUUCUCCCUUUUCCAAAUACAUGCAGUGAAUUUGUGAACAUGCUACAGUUCUAGCAAAUACAGAGGCACCUGUGACACCAUGUCACAAUCUCACAUCUUGAAAUAAUACAGGGUUUGUAUAUAAAUCUAAGUUGUAUCAAAUAGAAGCAAGGGUCUUGGGUAAAUUGGCAUUCAUAGUCUUUCCUUCUGUCUUUAGAAAUGUUUUGCCUGUAUAGUAGUCAUUUGAAGAAAAGAACUGUAUUUCAACCAAAUACAACAGACUUAAUUGUACCUGAAAGGUCUGUCCAUCCCUGCUAAUUAUCAUAUGUUCUAUAAUUACAGAAAAUAGGCUUUGCUUCAGUACAGGACAGCAACCUGAACGUCCAUCUAAAGGGUGAUUUGUUUUGACCAGAUAGCUUUUGGAGGUUUAUUUUAAUAAAUGUGUCGUCUGAAAUAGCUAGAGCAGGUGUUUAUCCAUUGUGUGGAAUUCUUAUUUAGGUUCAGUUUUAAACUUGUCAUGAGUUACAGCAGUGAUAACCACACCAGCAAAACUGUCUUCUAAGUAAGUGGAUCAUCUUGCAUGGCAAAAGUCAGAUACAGUGCAUGGUAUGCUUUAGAGGCUUAAAAUACUAAAUUUUGGUCCUGCUGUUGACCACUUUGGGUACUUGUUUUGAAGGCUGAAUCUUUAGUUUCCCAGAGGAUGGAUAGUGGCUCCUUUUUGUACCCUCUGUAUUUCAUCAGGACUUUUCUUGUGUUUUGCUUUCAGAACUCUGGUCCAUUUGCAGAGCCUCGUUGCAUGUCUGCAUGAUGAAAGGCUUCAGGUUCCCAUGGGUUUGGAUCACAAAGUAAUUGAUGACAUCCUGAAGGCUUUUGACUGUCACCUGUUUCACAAACAAUAACAACAAAAUAAACACCACCAAUCAAAACAUA